Molecule: messenger RNA, 1848 nt
Organism: Nicotiana tabacum (common tobacco)
Lineage: Eukaryota; Viridiplantae; Streptophyta; Magnoliopsida; Solanales; Solanaceae
Product: berberine bridge enzyme-like 8
Molecular function (GO): FAD binding; oxidoreductase activity
Source: RefSeq, a predicted model, not a curated record
UCUAUUUAUAGUCAGUUCGAGGAUACUAGCUCUCAUACACAGAAGAUUAACAAGAUGAGAGUUUCAGGCUUUCACUCAAUACGUCUUCUUCUUGUUGUUAUUCUUGUUUCAUGGGGAAGCUCAAGCUUAGCCCAAGAUCAAGAUCAUCUCAGCUUCAUUCAAUGCCUUAAACUCUAUUCAGAUACUCUUUUCCCAAUCUCCACAAACCUCUACAAUCCAGAAGACGCUUUAUAUUCAUCCGUCCUUAGUGCUUCCAUUAGAAACCUUCGUUUCAAUGAGUCUUAUACCCCAAAACCCCGCCUCAUUAUCACAGCUACUCAUGAAUCUCAUGUCCAGGCUGCCAUUUUAUGUGGCAAGAGCCAUGGCCUUGAGAUGAGAAUCCGAAGUGGUGGCCAUGAUUAUGAGGGUUCUUCUUAUGUUUCGUUUGUCCCGUUCUUCGUUCUUGAUCUUUUGAACUUUAGGUCCAUCAUUGUGAACAUCAAAGAAGAGACUGCUUGGGUUCAAUCUGGUGCUACUGUUGGGGAGCUUUACUAUGCGAUCGCAAAUAAAAGCAAAGUUCACGGUUUCCCUGCUGGAAUGUGCCCUACUAAUGGUGUAGGUGGACAUUUUAGUGGUGGAGGCUUUGGUAACAUGAUGAGAAAAUACGGUCUUUCUGUUGAUAAUAUUAUUGAUGCAAAAUUAGUUGAUGCACAAGGUCGUAUUCUUGAGAGAGAGUCAAUGGGGGAAGACUUGUUUUGGGCCAUUACAGGGGGUGGUGCAGCAAGUUUUGGUGUGGUCUUAGCAUAUAAAAUAAAGUUAGUCCCUGUGCCACAAAAUGUGACAGUCUUUCAAGUAGAAAAAACUGGUGAAGAUAACAUUACUGAAUCUGUUCACCGUUGGCUAGAAAUAGCAGAUGGUUUUGAUAGAGAUGUAUUCUUCAAUAUGAUUCUUGAUGUAGCAAAUCAUGGAGUAGAGAAUAAAAACAGGACGAUCCGAGCCACAUUUAUGGGAUUUUUCUUAGGAGAUUCAGAAAGACUCAUCACUCUCAUGAAUGACAAUUUUCCAGAACUGGGAUUGGAAAAUCAAGAUUGUCACCAAGUAAGUUGGAUUGAAUCAGUGGUCUAUUGGGGCAAUUUACCCAUUAAUAAUGGCACAUCAACUGAAGUUCUACUCAACAGAACACCUCCAGAACUGUAUCAUAGCAAGAUAAAAUCGGACUAUCUCCAGAGGUCUAUACCAAAAGAAGGACUAAAUUUGAUAUUCAAGAAAAUGGUUGAACUAGAGGCUCCUUACAUGUCUUUCUACCCUUAUGGAGGAAAAAUGAGUGAGAUUUCACCUGAUGCAAAACCAUUUCCUCAUAGAGCAGGAAACAUAGCAAAUAUUAUGUAUGGAACAGAUUGGACAGAGCAUGGAUUUGAAGCUGAAUACUAUUACAGUGGUUUAACAAGAAAGCUGUAUGACUUCAUGACUCCUUUUGUGUCCAAGUUCCCUAGGGAAGCAUAUUUGAACUUCAAAGACUUUGAUUUAGGAAUCAAUCACCAUGGACAGAACAGCUAUUUACAGGGGAAAGGAUAUGGAGACAAGUAUUUCAAGGAGAAUUAUGAUAAGUUGGUGGAGAUUAAGAGUAGAGUGGAUCUUGAGAAUUACUUCAAGAAUGAACAAAGCAUCCCACUCCGUCCACUUUCGGCAGAAGGCAAACUGCAAAAGGGUAUUAGCGUUAUUUAAGCUAACUAUUUGAAGUAUUUGGCUGCUAAGUUGUAUUUUCAACUUGUUCACUCAAGUGGUAGUGUAAUAUUAAAAUAAAGGGAAGUUCAUUAUGCAACAAGUCUAGUUAAUUAACCGUUGAUUAAUGCAUGGUUAUUUUGUUCA